Messenger RNA from Trifolium pratense (red clover), 730 nucleotides. Its product is annotated as cyclin-U4-1-like. The coding region runs from base 73 to 669 and encodes 198 amino acids. The record is from RefSeq and is a predicted model, not a curated record. Gene Ontology annotation, molecular function: protein kinase binding. Gene Ontology annotation, biological process: regulation of cyclin-dependent protein serine/threonine kinase activity. The transcript has 2 exons. NCBI's taxonomy places the organism in Eukaryota, Viridiplantae, Streptophyta, Magnoliopsida, Fabales, Fabaceae.
CAUAAAUACACAAACCUAUCUCACAUAAAAAUUUCAAAACUUGUUGAUGUAACUUUUGUCAGAAAUCUAUCAAUGGCAGAACUAGAGAGUCCAAUGAUGCCAAAAUUAAUAAGUUUUCUAUCUUCACUUCUAGAAAGAGUUGCUGAAUCAAAUGAUGAGACACAAAAUCAUCAUCAAAAGAUCUCUGUUUUUCAAGGUUUAACAAGACCAGAUAUCUCAAUUCAAAGCUAUCUUGAGAGAAUUUUCAAGUAUGCAAAUUGUAGUUCAUCUUGCAUCAUUGUUGCUUAUGUUUAUCUUGAUCGUUUCACUCAAUCACAACCUUCUUUGCCUAUCAAUUCUUUCAAUGUUCAUCGCUUGUUGAUUACUAGUGUCAUGGUGGCUGCUAAAUUCAUGGAUGAUGUAUGCUACAACAAUGCUUACUAUGCAAAAGUUGGAGGAAUCACCAAAGCAGAGAUGAAUUUUCUUGAAUUAGAUUUCUUAUUUGGUUUGGGUUUCAAUUUAAAUGUAACACCAGUGACAUUCCAAGCCUAUUGUGUUCAUCUCCAAAGAGAAAUGCUACAAAUGCAACCAUUGAAUUUUGUUGAUUCUACAAUAAGUUUAGCAAAAUCACUAAGGCACAUUUAUGCUUCAAUGAAGAUGAAUCUUCCCAUCAAAACCAACAACAGCUAGCUGUUUGAUUUAAUGCAUUUUCUUAAUGCAAUUAGUAGAUUGAUUGACUAGUUAUGUAAAU